CGUCGUCUCGUCUCGUCGUCGUCCGGUCGUCAUUAUUGCGAGACGCCGAUAUUAUUUGCCGAUAAUAUCCCAUCGCGAAUCCUUCGCGGGCGCGCGAUUCCAAUUGGAUAAGUAUCAUAAGUAUUAUCGAUAAACGGGACGGGAGGACGUCGACGGAGGGACAGAGAGAGAAAGAGAGCGGGAGAGGGAGCGGGAGAGUGUCGCGCGGCGAAUAAACGUUGAAAAAUCCCGGUGAGUCUGAAAAAAAAAGAGAGAGAUUUAUAAUCCGCGACUUGUUAACUCGCUCUUCGGCCCACUUUCCUUCUAUUUAAUUUGUUUACCGUUUUUCUUUCCUAUAUACCCUAAUGGGAAUCGGAGCAUCCGGUCAGAUUACCGAUUUCCGAAUCUAUACUCUCGCAGCGAAAUUGAACGUUACGCGAGUCGUUAUUUAAAAUUAAACGCAUAGUUUAGACGCGAGUUAAUAUUCAUUCGAUUACUCGUACUUGAUGCCUCGAAUUGAAGCCGAUUACCAGUCUGCGCGCCCGGGAUUCGCUUGAGAACCUUGGGCGGCCCUUGUUUCCGCCGCUUGUUUGCGCCGCGCCGGGGCCACCGCAGGGCGCGUUCUCCAUAUUCCUAUAUACUGUAGGAAACUCCUCUAUCGCGUGGCGCGCCUCGCCUCCUGCACCGCGACAGACCAAUAAAUCCUAAUUUUACGACGACGUUAAUCCACCGUCCACCGUGUGCGUAAACUUCCGCGUGCGACGACGUUCCCGUGGACGCCGCUGCCGCGCCGCUCCCGUGUGACCGAGCGUACGUACGGCCACGCACGUAGAAGGAAGUUGCUAAUCAACGUGGACCUUCGUGUGCCGGAGCAGGCACGAUGUUGAGAGACCCGAGUUCCUGGCGGAAGACCGGCAGACUGGAGGCCCUGCUGGUGCUGAGCCUGUUCCUACUCCUCGUCCUGCAGCCGGAUCCCUGCCACGGCUCGCCGUCCCACCGGAGCAGGCAUCACGAGCACGAGCUGCACGCCGCGCAGGAGACGCCGUCGUCGCACGAGGACGCCAGGAGUUCCAGGUCGAGCGAGGAGCUCCCGCGGCCGGCCGCUCUCCACACCGACGAUCCGCUGGUGGUGCGCACCCGGAAGGGCAUGGCCCACGGCAAGACCCUGGCCACGGCCAGCGGCAAGAGCGUCGACGCCUGGUUCGGCAUACCCUACGCCCAGAAACCCGUCGGCCCACUGAGGUUUCGCCAUCCGCGGCCGGCCGAGCGCUGGGCGGGCGUGCUGAACGCGACCACCCUGCCCAACAGCUGCAUGCAGAUUCUGGACACGGUGUUCGGCGACUUCGCCGGUGCCACCAUGUGGAACCCGAACACGCCGCUGAGCGAGGACUGCCUGUACGUGAACGUGGUGGCGCCGCGGCCCAGGCCUAAGAACGCCGCUGUCAUGGUAUGGAUAUUCGGUGGUGGCUUCUACUCCGGCUCGGCCACCCUCGACGUGUACGACCACAAGGCCCUGGUAUCGGAGGAGAACGUGAUCUUGGUGUCGAUGCAAUAUCGCGUGGCCAGCCUGGGCUUCCUGUACUUCGGCACGUCCGACGUGCCCGGCAACGCCGGUCUCUUCGACCAGAUGAUGGCCCUGCAAUGGGUGCGGGACAACAUCGCCGCGUUCGGCGGCAAUCCCGAGAACGUGACUCUCUUCGGCGAGAGCGCGGGCGCGGUCUCCGUCUCCCUGCACCUCCUGUCCCCGCUGUCCAGGCACCUGUUUAACCAAGCCAUCAUGCAGUCGGGCUCGGCGACCGCGCCAUGGGCGAUAAUCUCGCGCGACGAAUCGAUCGUGCGCGGCAUCCGGCUGGCCGAGGCGGUCGGCUGUCCGCACGAUCGUCACAAUCUGCGCGAGGCGAUCGACUGCCUGCUGACGAAGGACGCCGAGGAGCUGGUGAAGAACGAGUGGGGCACCCUCGGGAUCUGCGAGUUCCCGUUCGUGCCGGUGAUCGACGGCGCGUUCCUCGACGAGACGCCCCAGCGCUCGCUCGCGACGAUGUCCUUCAAGAAGACGAACAUCCUGAUGGGCUCCAACACCGAGGAGGGCUUCUACUUCAUCAUCUACUAUCUGACCGAGCUGUUUCGCAUCGACGGCGCCGAGGACGUGAAGGUGACGCGCGAUCAGUUCAUCAGCGCCGUGUCCGAGCUGAAUCCCUACGUGAAUCAGAUCGGCCGCCACGCCAUUAUCUACGAGUACAGCGACUGGCUGCACCCGGAAGAUCCGCACGCGAAUCGCGACGCCCUCGACAAGAUCGUCGGCGACUACCAGUUCACCUGCAACGUCAACGAAUUCGCCGGCCGUUACGCCGACACCGGCCACACCGUCUACAUGUACUACUUCAAGCACAGAUCCAGGAACAAUCCGUGGCCGCGAUGGACCGGAGUUAUGCACGCCGACGAGAUAAGCUACAUCUUCGGGGAACCGCUCGAUCCAUCCAAGGGCUACACGCACGAGGAGGUGCAGCUCUCGAAGAGGAUGAUGAGAUACUGGGCGAACUUCGCGAAAACAGGGGAUCCGAACAUCGACGAGAGCGGCGAGCUGUCGCUGGCUUACUGGCCGGCGCACACCGCCGUCAAUAAAGAGUACCUGACCUUGGACGUCAACAGCACGGAGAUCGGCAGCGGUCCCAGGGUGCGGCAGUGCACGUUCUGGAAGAAGUACCUGCCGCAGCUGCUCAGCGCCACGUCGAAGCUGGAGGUCGGGUCCAAGGAGACGUGCGGCAGCACGAGCCUCGCCGACUCCGGCGCGACCCGGAUACUCCUGAUCUUGAGCCUGUUAUUGACCGGCCUCACUACUCUGCCUCACAUCCAGCACGACGUCAGAGGUAUCGUCUAGCUCCCGGCCGCCGCCGCCGCUGGAUCGGUGGUCGGCCGUCGAGCCGCCGUCCUAGCCCCGUCGAGCAGCAGAAGUAUCAGCAUCGGCAUCAGCAGCAGCAGCAGCAGCGUCAGCAGCGGCAGCAGCAGCAACAGCAUCGACAUCAGCAGCAUCGGCAUCAGCAGCGGCGGUCCGUUUCUUCCCUGAAGAAGAAGAGGAGGACGAACGAACGCGAACGAACGGAUGGACAGGACGAACGAACGAACGUACGAACGAACGAAUCGGGAAGAUGACGGCACCGCGCGAGAAACAGACAUAUCAAUAGUAGAAGAGUGCUCGAUCGCCGGGGGAUCGACGAUGAAUAAAAGAAGAAAAAAAUAUACACGCCCGCCUAUGAGAGAGAUCUCGGUCGGAGACUAUGAGGGACGAGGAGUGGGGGAGGAGGAGCCCCGGGGGCUCGGGGUGGAAUCGAGUUCGUAGUAGUAUCCACGCGCGUAACCGGGGAAACGAGAGAGAUCCGAGAGAGCUUAGGCGACGAACGACGAUCCGACGACGAUGAUGGACGACAGCGAGAGGGAGAGAGAGAGAGAGAGGUAAGAAGAGAGGAAUGAACGGAGUAGCGCGCGUCCGAUGUAGCGAGGCGCGGACGAUCGAACGGGGGAUGAGACGACGGCACGAAACUAUCGGCGAAACUACGCCGACGGUUUUAAUUGCGGUAAUUAUAGUUCCUACGAGUCACUCCGAGGUCCGAUGCUCUUCCCCCGUUCAAGCGCGUGCGCGCUAACGGAGCGGCGAGAAUUCGAAAGAUUCGAAAGUUCAAAUUCGAAGGUACCAAAGUAAAAAAAAA
Wasmannia auropunctata (little fire ant) is the source of this 3683-nucleotide messenger RNA. Its product is annotated as acetylcholinesterase-like. Gene Ontology annotation, cellular component: plasma membrane. Bases 860 to 2857 code for a protein of 665 amino acids. The record is from RefSeq and is a predicted model, not a curated record. Lineage: Eukaryota; Metazoa; Arthropoda; Insecta; Hymenoptera; Formicidae. The transcript is spliced from 8 exons. Gene Ontology annotation, biological process: acetylcholine catabolic process; choline metabolic process. Gene Ontology annotation, molecular function: acetylcholinesterase activity.